This is a messenger RNA of Cotesia congregata, 3599 nucleotides long. The record is from the annotation of a GenBank genome assembly. NCBI's taxonomy places the organism in Eukaryota, Metazoa, Arthropoda, Insecta, Hymenoptera, Braconidae.
AUGGUGAAUCGUUGUGUAGUGAAUGGUUGCACAAGUGGCAGUGUAAGUGAUCGUAAUAAACAUAGCAAAUUGGGUACGAAAAAUCCAUCAUUAUUUACUGUGCCACAGCACCCUGAUCUGUUGGAAUUAUGGGAGUCUGAACUGAAUCAAAAAUUGGUUCCCAAAAAAAAUUAUGUUUGUGAAUUACACUUCAAUGAAGAGGACAUUAUAAAAAGUGAUAAGAUAAAAACGGCCAAUGGUAUCAUUGAAGAGUUAGUGAGGAAAAGAUAUGCACUCAAACAAGGUGCUAUUCCAACUUUGAAUCCUAAAAAAUUAAGUGAGAGUAGAAAUACUAAAGAUGUUAAUAGUCCGAAUAGUCCGAGUACUGAACCGGUUGCGAGUGAACCUAAUAAUAUCGUUUAUAUAAAUGAAAAUUGUUCGCAUCAAGAUAGUGAAUUGCAAAUUGAUGAAGAUUGUAACAACAACUAUGAUCGUCUUGAAAACUUUAAUUCAAGAAUAAGCUCUGAAGAGAUUAAUCACGAGAACCAAGAACCGGUAUAUGAAUUACCUAUUUCGGAAGUAAAUAUUGAAGAGUUUUCACUUCAAACAAUUGUAAAUGCAUUAAAAUUUAAUGCUUUACCUGAAAAUUGGAGCUGGACAACCGAUUUGCUAGACUCUAAGAAACUUGUCUUGUGUUAUAUAGACAAAGUUUCUAUGAAAUUGAAGUUUCGCGUUAAAAUUAAUCAAAACUUUAAAGUCUGGCUGAGCAAUAUUAAAACUGAUAAGUUGAUUGACUUGAACAAAAGUUUUUCAAAUAUAUCCGAUUUCUGGAAUUUUUUAAGAGAAUCGGUGAAAUAUACGUUAUGUGACGGAACUGGAUUUGAUACAGAAAAAUGUUCUUCGGAUUGCACUGGUGUGCCAUUAUCUCAUGAAGAGUACAAAAAGCAAAUGAAUGGUUUUCGUUGUGUAGCUUGUCGAAAAGUAAGAAAUAAAUUACAGAAUCAAUCUUAUAAAACCAAGUCUGAUUACAAAGAGCGUUAUGAUAAUUUGAAGUACCAGGAGAGUCUUAAAAAUAAACAAAUUGAACGUCUCCAACGCAAGAAUAAGUUGCUCAAAAAAAUAAUUGAUACACAAAAAGCCAAUUGCUUAGCUAUCAAAGAUGAUGCUUUAAGAGCUGAAAUUUCAAUUUUACCUCCUAUACAACAACUUGCAAUACGUGUUUGUUUCAACGCUGCAAAAGUAUCUAAUCCGAAGCAGAGAAGAUAUACGGUACAGUGGGUGUAUGAAUGUCUUUUACUUCGCAUUAAAAGUGCAUCUGUGUAUGAUAGAUUAAGAGAACGAGAAAUUUUAACGCUUCCGUGUAAAGACACUCUUAACAGAUAUAUACAGAAAUUGAACAGUGCUUUUGGCUUUCCUAAAGCUGUGUUUGACACUCUACGUAUAAAAAGUGGAAGUAUGGAAGUACAUGCGAAACGGGGUACACUUCUAAUCGACGAAGUAGCUUUAAGCGAAGCCAUCAAGUUAAAUCGAAAAACCAUGCAGCUAGAUGGCUUUGUCAAUUUAGGAGCACAUACACCACAAAAUCUUCAGGACACGCGGGCUGAUCAUGCCCUAGUGUUCAUGUUCCAGCCUUUCCAAGGUGAUUGGGUGCAAGUUGUUGGCAGUUUCCUCAGUAGGAAUUCCGUAACUAGUGCUAUUCUACACAAAUUACUCAUAGAAUUUAUAAUACUAUUGGAAAAUGCUGGGUUGUUUGUGGAUGUUAUUACCUCAGAUGGUGCACAGUGGAAUCGAGGAGCGUGGACACUUUUUGGUAUCAAAGAUGGUCAAUGUAGCUGUGAACAUCCAUGCAACUCUGAUCGAAGACUAUACUUUGUUUCAGACUUUCCACAUUUAAUUAAAUGUUUUAGGAACAAAAUUUUGGAGAAAUUGUUUUUUUGGACACCGGAUGGUUUUGUAAAGAAAAGUCACUGGGAAACUCUGUUAAUUCAUGAAAAUUAUCUCAAAGCCAAUUUGAAAAUAGCUUAUAAACUAACUCCACAACAUUUGAAUCCAGAAGGUUAUCAAAAAAUGAACGUUCCUUUGGCCUAUCAGUUAUUUUCCAAAGACAUUCAAGUUGCCAUGAAAGUAUAUAAAAAUAAAACAGAAGAGCUGAGAGACUGUGACUGUACGAUUGCUUUCAUCGAAAAAGUGAAUAAUUUAAUUCAAGCGAUGAGUUCACGUACGCCUUCAGGUGCUUUGCGUUCAGAUCCGGAGUGUCCUCGAAGAAGGUUUUUUCGCAAUAAUAUAGCGAAAAUUGCAAUUUUUAAAUGGAGACUCAUUAUCAACAUUAAAAAUUCAAUAUUUGUGUACUUAAAUAUUGGAAUGAAAACUGAAACAAUACAUCAAGUUUGUGCAAUAACUGACUUUUUAAGUUAUUUAAAAAUUUGGGAAGCUAAAGCAAAUGAGGAGAAAGAACUUAAUAAAAAGAAUAAGAAGAAGAAGAAGAAGAAACAAAAAGAGAAUAAUGAAAGUGACGAAAAUGAAAAAUUUUUCUUUGCCAUUACUCCCAGUACACUAAAUGGAUUAAAAAUUACGUUGCAAUCGACUCUUGAGUUGAGUGACUUUCUGCAAAGAGAGUGCAACUUUGAUUAUUUAAUGACGUCACGCCUAAACCAGGACCAAUUAGAAAAAUUCUUUGGCAUAAUGCGAAGUGUUUGUCGGUGCAAUGACCACCCUGAUACCAUUCUUUUCGGGCAAGUUUUUCGUCUAUUAUGUUCCUACUCAUUGGUCACCCCACCGAAAGGGUCCAACGUUACUGCUGGCGAGCUUCUUCAAUCUUUUAUGCAGACAAAAGAAUCUUUUGCUGCUGCAAAUACGUUGAAAAAAAAUUGGCUUGCAGAUAUUGAUGCUGUUAUUGAAAAUGGGAUUGUUAACAACGAAGCUUCAUUUCCCGGAGAUAUCAAUGGUAAUACUGCCCUUCAAAAGGUUUCUGUUGCUAAAACACCUUUCGAGAGUGUGCUUGACGAAGAUAGUGAUGAAGAAGCUGUGGACAAUGGUUGUUCUUUUGUUAGAAAACCAUUUGAAAGUAUUUUAGAUGAAGACAGUGAUUGUGAUGUUGAUGAAAAUGAACAUUCACAUCAGGAUUAUUACGACCCGUUUAAUGAUUUAUUGGACAUGGAAAAUUCUAAUGGUAACUCUUUAGAUGAGUGCCAAGAGAACACUGAUCGUAGUCAAGAUGAAGAAGAAGAAGAUCCCGAUUUUCGUGAUGAUCCACAUUAUCAUCAUGAUUAUGAUGUUGUUUCUACAAGUGAUGGUGUAGUAGCUUACAUCGCUGGAUAUAUGGCGCGAAAAGUUCAACGAUUAUCCCCAUGUUGUGACUGCAUCGAAACCUUACGCUCUGAUAAUCCUUCUCAACGUGCCGAAGUCAUAGAAUUAAUGAGCAAUGGUGAAUUGACAUUUCCUAGUGAUAAUCUUUUUAAAUUAAUAAGAAAACUCGAGAAAAUUGUUCUAACUGUUGUCGGUACUAAAACAGUGAAUAUAAAUACCAUGCAUAAAGUUUUAGAGAGAGUAGCUAGAGCUAAGUAUUUACCUAUUUUAGGCUGUGAUACUCAUAAAAAAAAAACUUAUGGCUAAGAUUUUAA